UUGAAGCCAAAUUAACUCUGGGCGUUCCACUAAGUUUUCGCAAAAUAGUUCAAAAUCGGUCAUUGAAAAAGAUUUGAAAAAAACAUGUGUAAAUACGUGAAAGUGGCGAAUAAUAAUGUAUAAAUAACGGCGCGAAAUCAGAAAUUGAAAUUAGUGAAAAACAAUGCAGCAUGGAUCCUCCCGCAUUACCAAACAGGAAGCCCUUCCAAAUGCCAUCUCCGGGCCCGAUUCCAGCAAUUGGACCUCGUUGCAUGAGGCGGUAGCCGCAGGUGAUGACCGACGGGUGGAGGGUCUCCUGUUUAGCAAUGCAGACCGUUUGGCCAGAGAAUCCUUGCAGGGUAAUACACCGCUCCACGAAGCCGCCAGUCGAGGGUUCAGUCGCUGUGUGAAACUGAUCUGUACACCCCCGACACCACCCACUUCCUCGGGGGUUGGAAAACCAGGAAAAGGUCAAAAAGACAAAGACAAGGAUAAGGAUAAGAACAAAGGUAGGGCGAAGGUGGUCCACCAGACUAUCGAAGCCCUACACAAUAGUGCUCUGAGUAUAGCCAAUAACGAAGGGUUGUCCGCCCUUCACUUGGCAGCCCAAAAUGGACACAAUCAGAGCUCCAGAGAACUACUCUUGGCCGGCGCUGAUCCCGACGUCCAAAACAAUUACGGCGAUACUCCACUUCACACCGCCUGCAGAUAUGGACAUGCUGGGGUAACCCGUAUCCUGCUUUCCGCCCUUUGCGAUCCUAAUAAAACCAAUCUAAACGGUGACACCGCGUUGCACAUCACAUGCGCCAUGGGUCGUAGGAAACUUACGAGAAUACUGCUGGAAGCGGAUGCUCGUCUGGGCAUUAAGAACGCCCAAGGUGACUGUCCCAUGCACAUAGCAAUUAGGAAAAACUAUCGCGAAAUAAUUGAAAUCCUAAAUACACCGAAGAAGAUACGAAACCGCAAGGAGAAACCUAAGGAAGGUGGCAGCAGAUCAGACAAAGACAGAGAUCGUGAUAGGGAUGUGGUGGACAAGGGCAUUAACUGGUCACCUUAUGGCUGUCAUUACUUUCCCGAUCCGCGAGCAUUUCCUUCACCAAAACUGGAGACUCUACCCAAAGAGCCACUAAAACCGGGUGAACAAUACUUUCUGGAUUUGGCAGGUCACAUUCACAAAGGUCCAGUAAGCGUAGGCAACACCUGCUAUUGCGGUCCCUUCUUCCGGCAUAUUGAAAACAAACUAAACUGCAAUCGAAAGAGCUUGAAAAAGUAUGUCCACAAGACAAAGGAGCGUUUAGGUCACAAAGUGCAGGCAUUGGCCAUAAAAACGAACGAUCAGAUUGAACAGCUUACAAGAACGAUGAUCGAGGACAGAUUGAGAUGCGAGAGCAAGAGGCAGCACCUUAGUGAGUUCUUAAGAAGAGGAGAACCAAUGCGAUCCACCUUUGAUCAGCAGAACAGAAACUCAAGGAUCGAAAGGACCCUAUCUAGGUGUCGCAGUCUAGAGCUCUUGGAAAACAACCACGAGGCUAGUAGGCUUACCAAUUCCCGAAGUGUGGAUCUACUUGAGGAUCAGGCAGUGGAAGCUAUAGUACACCGAUCAGCGGAGGUUCAGCUUGAGAGUGACAGCGAUGAAGAUUCAAAUGAAGCUGGGGAAGAGGAGGAGGAAGAAGAUGGGGGAGAGGAAGAAGUGCAAGAUGAUGCAGAACCAGAAGAAGAAGUACAACAACUAGAGCACUCGAAGCUGGAUGAACUCAAGCUGGAUUUCCUCAAAGUUUCUGAAAGACUGGGAGUUCUUUUAGAGAAAACAACAUUAAUCAUGGAAAGAGACAGCGAAAAAGACGUCAAGCACCAGCUUUCAUCCUUAUCGCCACCCUAUAAACCCCAUCCCAGGGCUGAGUCCGUCCAACUUCGUGAGGAUAAAGAGAGCGUCAAUAGCCCCAACUUCGAUGAGUACACCAACGUUAUGCGGCGCUACCCAAACUCCAGUGAGACCUCGAAUCCUUCCCAGAACUCCAACAGUUGGGACUGGGAGGCAUCCCCCACGGGCAGUAAUCCACAGCCAGACUAUCAUAAGUACUACCAACGGAUUGGAAGAGGAGAAAACAUGCUGAACUCAGUAAUAAAAGCUUUGAGAAAAGAUGCCUCCUUCGCGGAUAUGGGAAAAGAGGAGGCUGUCAACGAAAGUGCCGAGAGGAUUGGAGGCGAUAAGUUGCUCUACAAGGAACAAGCCAGUGAGGCAGCUGGUAUCUCCAACCUGAUGAAACGACAACCAUUGUGCCUUGAAGACAAUUACCCCGCCAUGUCGAAUCUGUUUUACUCUAAUCCCAUUAUGGAGUAUGCUGAAGAAACGGAAAUCAGGCAGAAUGGCAAUGAAAAUAUAAGCAAGGUAGAGAUCCGAAACAGUGAGAUCAAGUGCUUGAAAAAGCCGAAUGCCGGUCAGGUUCGGGAUAUGGUGGCCCAACUGCAAAAUACCAUCGAUUCUAAUCGGCAGGAUUCACAGACAGCCAAUGUGAUUGCGGCAAGAUCACAAUCCCGCUUAAAUAAUAACUUUCAGCACAUAGAGGCCACAUCCUCGAAUCCCUCGCCCACUUACAGUAUUCCACACAGGAAUACUGCCCAGUUUGGCCUGCCCGAGAGACAUAUACCCAAAGACGCUUACUUUCAUGAGCUACCCCACCGACCACCGAUCCCGCAAAAUCCGCAGAGAAGGAUCCACUCCGGCUAUGCACCAAAUUCGAAUUUCUAUCGCAAUGAAGAUCUAUACGUUGAGAGGAUUCCCCAACCAAAUAGUCCUAUAAGGCAGGGUGGAGACUAUGUGGGUGCGAUCAACUAUAGGGCACUACAGUCACAAACCUUUCAGGCCAUUAUUCCGCCCCAUCCUAAUCCCAGAAAUCCAAGAAACUGGCCCCAUCCAAGUCUUCCGCCAAACGACAUCGAUCUUGACGAGUUGUCAGCAGUUGGCCUCUACAAUAAUGUAUCCAGUCUAGUUUGAGUUUGGUAAUCUCCCAAAAGAUCCCAAUGUACAUAGCUAAACCUAAUUUAUAUAUUUAUCUUAAUCGUAAUCAAGUUCAAAACUACAAAACAAAAGUUAACUUAUUUCCAAUUGAUAAAUCUAAUCUAGAGGGUUAUAACAUACAAAAAUAAAAUACAAAGUUAUACCAGAAUAAUGUUCUUUUCAUAAGGGUUAAUUUAUAAAUAAAUAAGAUGAUAUUAAGAAUAUAUAUGUUAUGUAUUAAUUU
Drosophila eugracilis is the source of this 3221-nucleotide messenger RNA. RefSeq lists its product as uncharacterized. The record is from RefSeq and is a predicted model, not a curated record. Bases 164 to 2974 code for a protein of 936 amino acids. Gene Ontology annotation, molecular function: protein binding. NCBI's taxonomy places the organism in Eukaryota, Metazoa, Arthropoda, Insecta, Diptera, Drosophilidae. The transcript is spliced from 4 exons.